AUGGCGAAUCCAGAACAGGGAAAUCAAACGUCCAUCACAGAAUUCAUCCUCCUAGGAUUCGGCACUCUCCCUGAACUUCGGAUCCUUUUCCUGGUGUUUCUCAUGAUCUACAUUGCAACCAUGGCCAUUAACCUCCUCAUCGUGGCGCUAGUUGUGGCUGAUCAGAACCUUCACACCCCCAUGUACUUCUUCCUGGGGAACUUGUCCUGCCUGGAGACCUGCUACACCUCCACCCUCCUGCCCAGGAUGCUGGUCAGUCUCCUGACUGAGGACAGGACUGUUUCAUUUAGUGGGUGUCUCUCACAGUAUUAUUUCUUUGGUUCUAUGGCUGCCACAGAAUGCCUUCUCUUAGCUGUGAUGUCUUAUGAUCGGUAUUUAGCCAUCCACAAACCGCUUCACUAUGCAGCCUGUAUGAGAGGCAGGUCUUGCCUCCAGCUUGCAGGUGGCACUUGGAUAGGUGGCUUCCUAGCUAAUAGUAUAACAACAUUGUCAAUGUCACAGUUAACUUUCUGUGGCCCCAAUGGUAUUGACCAUUUCUUUUGUGAUCUUAUCCCCCUUGUAAAACUCUCCUGCAAUGAUCCUCAGGUGAUGGAAAUGUUGGCUUUCACUCUCUGCUUGAUUUUCACACUGGUCCCAUUCCUACUUACCUUGAUGUCCUACAGCUGCAUCAUUGUGACAAUCCUAAGAAUCCCUUCCACCACAGGGAGGCAAAGGGCCUUUUCCACCUGCUCCUCCCACCUCAUUGUGGUGACCAUUUAUUAUGGAACUCUACUGAUUGCCUAUAUGUUCCCAGCAACCAACACACUGAGAGACUUCAAGAAAGUUCUCUCUGUCAUUUACACUGUCCUGACUCCCCUGAUCAAUCCACUCAUCUACAGCCUGAGAAACAAAGAGGUCAAGGAGGCCCUGAGGAAAGCUCUCAGGAAAUGCAGGGUUGGACAACGCUAG
Messenger RNA from Caretta caretta (loggerhead turtle), 948 nucleotides. NCBI's taxonomy places the organism in Eukaryota, Metazoa, Chordata, Testudines, Cheloniidae. The record is from RefSeq and is a predicted model, not a curated record.